GAGUCCGAUUGGGCAACACCACGAGAACAACGACAACAGCAAUAUAAGACAACAACAAUCCAACGGCACGGGCCACGCAUUCGCGAUCCCCAUUCGAUCUAUCAAUCGCGUGUUUUUCGGUUUUUUCUUAUUUUUUUUUUUUGGUUGCUUGUUCUUUUUUUGUUAUUCGUAAAGUGUUAAAAAGUGCCGACUAGCAUGACUAGCAAAUGGAAUCUGUGUCUGUUGAUUGCCGGCUGCUUGGCUCUGGUCGCCGGCCAGGAGAGCAACGUGCUACUUGAGACUCUCAAUUUUCUGCGACGCGGUCAAACGGAAGUCAAUCUGGAGAACUAUGACAACACCAGGCAAAUGGAGAGUGAAUACGAUUUCAUUGUCGUCGGCGCCGGCACUGCUGGCUGCGCCUUAGCCGCCCGUCUCUCCGAGAACCCCAACUGGAAGGUGCUGCUACUCGAGGCCGGCGGACCCGAGCGUCUCAUUAUGGACGUGCCAAUUGUGGCGCAUUUUCUGCAGCUGGGCGAAAUGAAUUGGAAAUACCGCACUCAACCCUCGGAUCAUGCCUGCCUGGCGAUGAACAACAAUCGUUGCAACUGGCCGCGUGGCAAGGUCAUGGGUGGCAGCUCGGUGCUCAACUACAUGAUGUACACCCGAGGCAAUCGUCGCGACUACGAUCGCUGGGCCGAGCUGGGCAAUCCCGGCUGGAGCUGGAAGGAGGUGCUGCCGUACUUUAAGAAAUACGAAGGCAGCUCUGUCCCCGAUGCCGAGGAGGAUAUGGUCGGUCGCGAUGGCCCCGUCAAAAUUGGCUACAUCAACUGGCGCUCAAAGAUCGCCGAAGCGUUCGUCGAUGCCGCUCAACAGGACGGUCUCAAGUAUCGCGAUUACAAUGGACGCAUUCAAAACGGCGUCGCCUAUCUGCACACAACCACCCACAAUUCGACACGCUGGAGCUCCAAUCGCGCCUAUCUCUAUCCCAUCAAGGGCAAACGCACCAAUCUGCACGUGAAGAAGAAUGCGCUAGUCACCCGUGUGCUCAUCGAUCCACAGACCAAGACCGCCUACGGUAUCAUGGUGCAGGCCGAUGGACGCAUGCAGAAGGUGCUGGCCAGAAAGGAAGUCAUCGUCUCGGCUGGCGCCAUCAAUACACCGCAAUUGCUGAUGUUGUCGGGCGUGGGACCUGCCAAGCAUCUACGUGAGGUGGGCAUCAAGCCAAUUGUGGAUCUAGCGGUGGGCUACAAUCUGCAGGAUCAUACGGCGCCAGCUGUGACAUUCACCACGAAUUCAACAUCACUGAAGUUCGAGGACUUUGCCGAUCCCACGUGGCUGACGCGCUUCAAUCGCAGAGAGGGACCAUACGGUUCACCUGGCGGCUGUGAGGCGAUUGCUUUCUGGGAUCUGGAUCAUGAGCGCGAUGCCGAUGGCUGGCCGGAUAUUGAGCUGUUUUUGGUGGGUGGAUCCAUGUCCUCCAAUCCGGCAAUUUCUCGUGCCUUUGGUCUCAAGAAAUCCAUCUAUGAUUCGGUGUUUGCUGAGAUCGAAGACAAGUCGCUGAACGCCUUCAUGAUCUUCCCUAUGAUUUUGCGUCCCAAGAGCCGUGGUCGCAUUAUGCUGAAGAGCACGGAUCCCUUCAAGUAUCCCCUGAUAUAUGCCAACUACUUUUCGCAUCCCUACGAUGUGGAUAUCUCGGUGCGUGGCCUUCUCAAGGCCAUUAGCCUGAUGGACCAGCACGGCAUGAAAGCAAUCAAUGGCAAAGUCUGGGAGCGCAAGAUUCCCACCUGCAAGCAGCAUCCAUACAAGAGCUGGGCCUACUGGGCCUGCUACGUCCGUCACUUUACCUUCACCAUUUACCACUACUCGGGCACUGCGAAAAUGGGACCCAAAUCGGAUCGUGCCGCUGUCGUCGAUGCUCGUCUACGUGUCCAUGGUAUUCGGAAUCUGCGUGUGGCCGAUGCCAGCAUAAUGCCUGAGAUUAUGUCCGGUCAUCCCAAUGGACCCAUCUUCAUGAUAGCCGAGAAGGCUGCCGAUAUGAUCAAACAGGACCAUGGCUUUAUCAACUGAAGAUCGACAAGUCCUCCAUUUAGGGUUAGAUUUCACAUCAGGUCUUUUGAGUUCCGCUUAGCUGUUUCAUUCUAUUCCAUCUCAGUGAACGGGGCUGUGUUUUUAUAAUCUUGCCAACAGCAUUCAAAACUAUCCACGCUUUUGUAUAAUAAUUUAAUGAACUGAUUCUAAUUUAAGCAUAGCUCUUAAGUAUUAAAUAAAAUAUGAAAUAU
Messenger RNA from Drosophila sulfurigaster albostrigata, 2258 nucleotides. RefSeq names its product glucose dehydrogenase [FAD, quinone]. Lineage: Eukaryota; Metazoa; Arthropoda; Insecta; Diptera; Drosophilidae. Gene Ontology annotation, molecular function: oxidoreductase activity, acting on CH-OH group of donors; flavin adenine dinucleotide binding. The transcript has a single exon. The record is from RefSeq and is a predicted model, not a curated record. The coding region runs from base 196 to 2046 and encodes 616 amino acids.